GUACUAUAGUACCCUCACUAUGUUCUAGAGUUCUAGACACUAGUCUCUUGACCUUCUAUUUACUUUGACGCGGUUGACUUCCCUCCGUCCCGUACGCACGCGAUCGGUGUUGGUUAUCAGAGCGCCUCGCAUGUGCGUUGUGCAUACGAACUACAUUAUCAAUUAUAUCUUGUUCUUAGCAGAUGACUGAUCGCUGAUAAUUUUUAUCCGUGAAUACAGUAAGUAAAUACUAUAACUUACGAAAUGGCAGUUAGACGUACACGACUACUGACCGAAGAUUUAUCGCACGUCGAGUUCGAAACCAGCGAAGAUGUCGAAAUACUGACGACGUUCGAUAAUAUGAAGCUUCGAGAAGACUUGAUUCGUGUGAUAUACUCAUACGGUUUUGAACGUCCAUCAACUAUCCAACAAAGAGCCAUCAAACCAAUUAUCAAGGGGCGCGAUGUCAUUGCUCAGGCUCAGUCAGGAACUGGUAAAACGGCAACAUUUUCUAUUGCAAUGUUACAAUCUAUA
Myzus persicae (green peach aphid) is the source of this 513-nucleotide messenger RNA. RefSeq names its product eukaryotic initiation factor 4A-III-like. Gene Ontology annotation, cellular component: cytoplasmic stress granule. Gene Ontology annotation, molecular function: translation initiation factor activity; RNA helicase activity; ATP binding. The record is from RefSeq and is a predicted model, not a curated record. Gene Ontology annotation, biological process: cytoplasmic translational initiation. The transcript is spliced from 2 exons. NCBI's taxonomy places the organism in Eukaryota, Metazoa, Arthropoda, Insecta, Hemiptera, Aphididae. The annotation marks the transcript as partial.